CGGGAGCGAGCGGCAGCCGGCGGCAUGAGGCGCGACCCGGCGCCCGGCUUCUCCAUGCUGCUCUUCGGCGUCUCGCUCGCCUGCUACUCGCCCAGCCUCAAGUCGGUGCAGGACCAGGCGUACACGGCGGCCGUGGUGCUGGAGGGCAAGGUGCAGUCCGUGGCCCCCCCCGCAGGCGGCGGCAAUGACAGCCGCGGCGCCUCCGGCCCCGCCGGGGGGGUCCUGGUGAAAGUGCUGGACCUGUGGCCCCUCAACAGCGGCGGGCUGCAGCGGGAGCAGCUCAUCAGCGUGGGCUCCAAGGCGCCCUGCUUCAAAGUGAAGCGCAACCACCGCUACAUCUUCUUCCUGGAGCCCACGGAGGAGCCGCUCGUCUUCCGCACCGCCUUCGCCCCGCUCGACACCAGCGGCAAGAACCUCAAGCGGGACGUGGCGCGGAUCCUCUGCGCGGACUGCGCUGUCCCUCCCAAACUGAAGAAACUGAAAAGCCCAAACGUGCACGUUGGUGAAAAGAUCUCACUGAAAUGUGAGGCGACUGCUGGCAACCCUCAGCCAUCCUACAAAUGGUUUAAAGAUGGCAAAGAGCUGAAGAAGAGCAAAGACAUCCGGAUCAAGUAUGGGAAUGGGAAAAAGAUUUCCAGACUGCAGUUCAACAAGGUGAAGCUGGAAGAUGCUGGGGAGUACAGCUGCGAAGCGGAGAACGUUUUAGGGAAAGACACCGCAAAAGGCAGCCUGAAUGUGAGAAGUGGAACAACGAAAGCACCACAAGUUUUACCAGCCUCAGAAACUAAAAUAGUUGUUAUGGAAGAAGAGUUAACCACAACUCUCUCCUCCUGGUCUGGGCAUGCUAGAAAAUGCAACGAAACAGCCAAAUCCUAUUGUGUCAAUGGAGGAGUAUGCUACUACAUCGAAGGGAUUAAUCAGCUGUCUUGCAAGUGUCCGAUCGAAUUCACAGGAGACCGGUGUCAGCAUUUCGCAAUGGUCAGCUUCUCCAAGCAUCUUGGAUUUGAAUUAAAGGAGGCAGAGGAGCUCUACCAGAAAAGAGUUCUAACCAUCACAGGAAUCUGUGUUGCCUUGCUUGUGGUGGGCAUCGUCUGUGUGGUAGCUUACUGUAAAACCAAGAAGCAAAGAAAACAGAUGCAUAAUCAUUUACGACAGAACAUGUGUCAUGCCCAUCAGAACAGGAGCCUUGCAAAUGGGCCAAGCCAUCCGCGUUUGGAUCCAGAGGAAAUCCAAAUGGCUGAUUAUAUUUCUAAGAAUGUUUCUGCCACUGAACACGUCAUCCGGAGGGAAACAGAGACAACUUUUUCAGGAAGUCACUCCUGCUCACCGUCACAUCACUGCUCCACAGCCACUCCAACAUCCAGCCAGAGACAUGAAAGCCACACCUGGAGCCUGGAGCGGACGGAGAGCCUGACUUCCGAUUCCCAGUCCGGGAUCAUGCUGUCCUCAGUGGGAACCAGUAAAUGCAACAGCCCUGCCUGCGUGGAGGCGCGGGCCCGCCGCGGGGCUGCCUUCUGCAUUGAGGACUCGCGGCGGCCCACAGCGCAGUACCGCGACUCGGUGGACUCACUGCGGGACUCACCGCACAGCGAGAGGUACGUGUCGGCCCUGACCACACCAGCACGCCUGUCGCCCGUCGACUUCCACUACUCGAUGGCGGCGCAGGUGCCCACCUUCGAGAUCACCUCCCCCAACUCCGCGCACGCCGUCUCCCUGCCGCCAGCAGCCCCCAUCAGCUUCCGCGUGGAGGAGCAGCAGCCCCUGCUGCGGCGGUACCAACUGCCCUUCCAGGACACGCAGCGCUACGACAGCUACUACCAAAGGAAGACCUACCUGAACGACAGCAUGGGGAGCCUGCCCUCCAGCCCCUUCCGCAUCACGGAGGACGACGAAUACGAGACGACGCAGGAGUACGUCACAGCGCUAGAGCAGCCAAAGAAAACAGCCAGCAGCAACAGGCGGUGGAAAAAGUCCAAACUGAACGGGCACGUCCCCCACAGAGCCAGAGCUGUCCGGGACUCCUUCUCCUUCAGCAGCGCCUCUUACAGCGAGUCUGAUGAGGAGCUGGUGGCCGAGAGCACGCCCUUCCUAAGCACUCAGAACAAUGAGGCGACAAACACAGAGUCGCCGCCGCUCCACCGGCCGGGCGACAGCCGGACUCAGCACCCGUACAGCCGGCACAGCGCCCACGGGGGCAGCGGGCGCAGCAGCCUGGCGCACACGACGCCCAAACGAGAGCCCGACCCCCUCUAGGCGCCCGGCAGACGCACCGCACAGGGGAGGCGGCGGAGGGAGGUGGAACAAACACGAGACAAAAAUAAAUAUUUUUAUUUUAUAUAAAAGAGAAAAAAAAAUAUAACAAAUAAAAUGUUUUAUUUUCAUUUUAGCAAAGUUGUCUUAUAAUAGCUAACGGCGAUGACUUUUUUAUAGGGAAUCUCUAUUUAUAUGUAAUGUCUUGAUUUACAGCUUCCGAGAAAAAAAA
Lagopus muta (rock ptarmigan) is the source of this 2482-nucleotide messenger RNA. It is a transcript of the gene NRG2, whose product is annotated as neuregulin 2. Bases 25 to 2253 code for a protein of 742 amino acids. Lineage: Eukaryota; Metazoa; Chordata; Aves; Galliformes; Phasianidae. Gene Ontology annotation, biological process: animal organ development; intracellular signal transduction; nervous system development. The record is from RefSeq and is a predicted model, not a curated record. The transcript is spliced from 12 exons. Gene Ontology annotation, molecular function: signaling receptor binding.